Dentiscutata heterogama is the source of this 256-nucleotide messenger RNA. The record is from the annotation of a GenBank genome assembly. NCBI's taxonomy places the organism in Eukaryota, Fungi, Glomeromycota, Glomeromycetes, Diversisporales, Gigasporaceae.
AAAGAAACAUUUGGGAACGAUCGACAAAUCAGAUUCCCACGAGGACUUCAGCCAAUUUUGGGAAAGCCCAGAAGUCAUUAACCUAGAAGAAAAGAAUCACGAAGAACAGUAUCAGCAAAAUCAACUGUCUAUAAUUGAAGGGAAGAUUCCUCAAUAUAGAGGAUUUGAGUCACGAACAGGCAUAGAAGCAGGCGAGCUUCAAUAUGAUAGAAUUGAUCUUAGGAAAUCUGAACUUGAGAGAGGAUGUUUCGAGGAA